Saccostrea cuccullata (small rock oyster) is the source of this 2223-nucleotide messenger RNA. RefSeq names its product F-box/SPRY domain-containing protein 1-like. The coding region runs from base 36 to 794 and encodes 252 amino acids. The record is from RefSeq and is a predicted model, not a curated record. Gene Ontology annotation, biological process: synapse assembly involved in innervation; proteasome-mediated ubiquitin-dependent protein catabolic process. Gene Ontology annotation, molecular function: protein binding. Gene Ontology annotation, cellular component: SCF ubiquitin ligase complex; synapse. Lineage: Eukaryota; Metazoa; Mollusca; Bivalvia; Ostreida; Ostreidae. The transcript has 3 exons.
CGAAAACUCACGAGGGUGACCUGUCACAAACGAGUAUGGCUGCCGCGAAGUUAAACCCAGAGAUUUUGGAAAUAAUAUUUUCAUAUUUAAGUAUAUCUGAUCUAAGGAAUUGCUCAUUAGUUUGUAAAGAUUGGUAUAAAUUUUUGAACGACGAAAAUAAUGAUGUGUGGAGAUUUCACUGUGUCAGGAAACUGGCGGAGGAGGCUUUAAAAUCUGACUUGUUAAAAAAUGUUCCUACAUACAAAGCGAAAUUACGCGCAUUUUAUCAUGCAUGGAAUCCAAAUGAUUGUUCAAAGAACAUGUACGUUAAAUCCAAAGGGUUCUCGGUGCAUCGGAACCCUAUCGCACAAAGUACAGACGGUGCACGGGGUAAAAUUGGUUUCCGGUCAGGCCGCCACUGUUGGGAGGUGUGGUGGGAGGGACCAUUAGGGACUGUCGCUAUGAUUGGACUGGCUACCAAAUAUGCUCCUAUGCAGUGUCAUGGAUAUGUAGGAUUACUAGGUGCAAAUGACCAAACGUGGGGUUGGAAUUUAGUGGAUAACUAUCUUCUACACAAUGGAGACAGUCAAGGAAAUUAUCCUACAGUAAACAAUGCACCUAAAUAUCAGGUGGGGGAGAGAAUUCGAGUGAUACUUGACUGUGAAGACAAUACGUUAGCAUUUGAAAAGAACUAUGAAUUUUUAGGUGUGGCUUUCCGUGGGUUACCAGACACGCCCCUGUAUCCUUCCGUAUCAGCAGUGUAUGGCAAUACCGAGAUCUCAAUGGUGUACUUAGGUCCGCCUCUAGACGGAUGACGUCAGGUCCACGCACUAGCACAAUCCACCAAUAGGAAUCAAUACAACAGAUCUUAUGCUCCACAGUGGAGAUGUGAGUCUCCGUUUAAGGGGACGGCCAUUUUCCUCCGCGCGAGAGGAGACUGGAAAUUUCCAUUAAGUUUGAGUCAAAUCCAGUGAGAAUCAUGUAUUACCGAGAUUUUCUUAUGUUACUUUUGCUGGACCAAAAGUAGUAAAAUGUAUCCAUUCUAUGUGUCUCUCAUUACUGCUGCUGUACAAGAUUACAGGGAAUUUGUAGGACAACAAGAGCAGACAUUCUAACUGUGUGUGUGUAUGUAGAUUUAUAAAUAGCGUUUGUGUUUUCGGUCUUGGACUGAGAUUUUUAUGAGAUAUGUCUGAGAUAUGAGAUUUUAUAUGACAUGCUUGUGUGCUGUGCUGUAGCAGUGUUAACCAUGUUUAUUCUUCUUCUUCUUUUUUGUAUUAAAAACCCUUCCGAUGCUGAUGUCCAAGUGCUAUAUUGUAGCCUUUCAUAAUUUUAGUAUUUAACUUAGUGAAAAGUAUAUAAAAACUGCUUAAUGAGAAUAAUUGGUAUGUCCUGGAUUCCACAUGUUUUGUUUUUUUUAGUAUUUAUAUUAAGAGCAUAGAUUAAGAGUUCUUGUCCCUUAAACUAUAAAAAAUAUCAUGUAUUGAUCCUAUUAUUUUCAACAUUUGUCUCCACGAUAUCAAAUAAAAAAAUUAAAUGUGUGCAUGUGUGGAAUGUUUUGUAAGGUCUCUCGAUACUAACUAGUCAUAAGAUUUUUUUCCCCCCAUAAAAUAUGUAUGAUCCAUGAUCAUACUAGUAGAUGUAUAUCAGAUGAAGCUGUGUAUUUAUGAUUGUGUAAAAAAAAAAAUAGUUGAGAGAAAUUUCAUCAAGUUUUCUUUUGCCAGCUACCUAAGUUGGAGGAUUUAGUUUCAAUUUGUAUGCCUGAAAAUUUUUUUUACUUUUGAAUCUUAUUGACUGGAGGAAAGCUAAUCUUACAAGCAGGGCAGUUUCAUUUUAUUCUGAGAUAUGCAUGUAAAUAUUUUAAGAGAACAAUAAAAUCAAACUUUUCAUAUGUAAGUUUUCAGAAAUAUGUACAAAAAAUUUUUGUAACAGUUUCAAAAAGGUGUUUUUUGUAAUGCAUUAUUCAUUUAAUCAUUACAUGCUUGAUUUAAUAGAAUUUUACAUUCACUUCCAGAAGUACAUGUAUAUUAUAAAAUGUAUGUAUGAAAUAUGUAAAUGUAAAUGCAGAAAUGAGUGAUGUACAGGGUAUAAAUGUAAAGGAUUGGUUAUGUCUGGGAAAUGGAAUUAAAUAGGAUGUAAUAGAAGAUGUACAAGUGAAAAUGAUGUCAUGCAUAUUUGUAUAUGCUACAGAUACAUUGUAUGAUUAUAAAACUCAAUGAAGGUUUUAAUAAAAUUUCUCAGAAACAA